This is a messenger RNA of Myxocyprinus asiaticus (Chinese sucker), 5296 nucleotides long. Its product is annotated as autism susceptibility gene 2 protein-like. The transcript has 13 exons. Lineage: Eukaryota; Metazoa; Chordata; Actinopteri; Cypriniformes; Catostomidae. The record is from RefSeq and is a predicted model, not a curated record. The coding region runs from base 2871 to 5150 and encodes 759 amino acids.
GUUUGUUCUUAGCAGAUCUUAUGAUCACUCUAGGAUUCUAGCAUGCAACAUCUUACACUUGCUCAUCAUUUAUAAGGUAAAUUGAGCUAAAUUUUACCUCAGCUUGUCAGCAACAUAGUGCGCGCUGUUGUUAAUGUACGCAGGUGGAACCCAGGUCUUUUGUUUGCCUGGAUACGAAAUCUGUCAUGUAAAGAUUUCAAUUUGAUUCGCAAAUACACCAUUGAUCAAGUGAUCAAAGAGGCGUACAGUAUGAGAGAUACGUACACCAGAGCUGCUCUCUUCACAUACGUAAAGGGUAAAAGGCAUCAAAAGUUUUUACGAAAUCCGUGACAGUGCGGGAAUCACCAAAGACAUUUUUCACUCGUGCUUGUGAAAAAUGAAAAAGUUGUUAUAAGAGGGAGAAACUUUGAAGAAAUGCGCAAUUGAGAUGCCUGACUGACUGUUGAAAAGUCUUGCGAAUAGAGAGAAUGUUCUCUGAUGCAAGGGACUGUUCGGUCCAUGCGUGUAUGUUGUGGUGCUGAAAUGUUUUUGUAUUAAUGCACUGAAAUGUUUUGUUCUUGUAUCCAGUAUUGUUAUUGAUGAUACUAUUUAGAUUUUAACUAAUACCUAUAAGCUGUUUUAUGAGGUGGGGUUGAAAAUGUUGUCUGUUCAUUUGUGUUUGUCUGUUGCAAAUUUAGACAACGCAAAUGAGAUAAAUUUUCUUGAAAAUGUAUAUAGCUUGUUAGUUGAACAUGAAUUUGUACAUGUGAACGGCAUGUUUUAGUAAAAACGCAAGUUACAAAAUAAUUAUAUUCGUUUUUAUAAAUAUUGUUAAAUAACAAUGUUUUUUUUGUUUGUUUGUUUGUUUUUUUUUCACCCAAUCUGGAAUGCCCAAUUCCCAGUGCGCAUUUUUUAAGUCCUCGUGGUCGCGUAGUGAUUUGCCUCAAUCCGGGUGUUGGAGGAUGAAUCCCAGUUGCCUCCGCAUCUGAGACCAUCAACCCGCACAUCUUAUCACGUGGCUUGUUGAGCGUGUUGCCAUGGAGACACAGCGCGUGUGGAGGCUUCACGGCAUCCACCGCGGCAUCUGCGCUCAACUCACCACGCGCCCCACCGAGAACGAACCACAUUAUAGCAACCACGAGGAGGUUACCCCAUGUGACUCUACCCUCCCUAGCAACCGGGCCAAUUUGGUUGUUUAGGAGACUUGGCUGGAGUCACUCAGCAUGCCCUGGAAUUUGAACUAGCGAAAUCCAGGGGUGGUAGCCAGCGUAUUUUACCACUGAGCUACCCAGGCCCCGUUAAAUAACAAUGUUAAUAUAGGUAACAAAAUCUUUAAAAGAACAUUGCAUUAGUUGUGCAUUGAUUACCCACAAUGAGGAAAUUGAGUAAAGGGGUGAACAUUGUUAGAGUGCGGAUUUGUAAUCCGGACCCUGGGUAGAAUGGAGAAAAAUUUUGGCCCUUGCCCCCUUCAAAGUUGCCUAUCCCUGGUCUGGAGGAAUGGGCCAAAAUUCGGGUAGCCUUGUGGAAGGCUACCCAAAACGUUUGACCCAAGUUAAACUAUUUAAAGGCAAUGAUACCAAAUACAAACAAAGUGUAUGUAAACUUCUGACCCACUGGGAAUCAGAUGAAAGAAAUAAAAGCUGAAAUAAAUCAUUGUCUCUACUAUUAUCCUGACAUUUCACAUUCUUAAAAUAGUGAUCCUAACUGACCUAAGACAUGUUUUCUAUGAUUAAAUGUCAGGAGUUCAAAUGUAUUUGGCUAAAGUGUAUGUAAACAUCUGACUUCAACUCUGUCCAUCCAUCCAUCCAUCUAUCAGGCUGUAUGUCUUGCUGCAAGUUCUGCUACAUUUUAAACCUCAAGCUUUUAAAACUUUUAAAAAAAAAGUUUCAGGCCAGACAACAUCAAAGUUUGUCUUGACAAAUUUUACCUAUCUUGUUAUUAUUGUUUUAGUUUUUGGAAGUGUGCAUCAGUACAUGCUGUUCUUUGAUUAAAUGGUAUGCAAAGUAGGUUUAAACCAGCACCAUUAUGAUCCAAGGGCCUAUUAUGGACUUUCUGGGCUUAUUAUUUAGCUUUACAUGAUUAGUCUGUAGCUGGUCCAGCUAUUGAGCUGUGCCAUGUGGUCUAGAUGGGGACAAUUAUUAUGGUCUAAAUGGGGACUGUCUGUUCUCCUCUCUGGAGACUUAUGAAUCCAUACAGCAUUUCAUGUUCUUCUCAUUAAUAACUGAUAUGCUGGUCUGUCUGUAUUUUAAUAAAAUAUUGCAGUUUGGACGCAAUGUGCCUCAACAAGCACUGGGUCAGCAGUGUUAUAUUUUCAACGUCAAACAGUUCAAAUAAAGUUAACGGGGGGAAAUGCUUACAUUAUACUCACUCCUGCUUUCCUCCAAAGAUAUUUGCUGUUCCAAAUGAUUUAAUGACCCUUGCGUCUGUGUAACCCAAUUCAAUACAAACAGCUCAUCACGGGUGAUUUGGAGAUCAGCUCGGACGAAUAAGUUGCUCCUUCCUCCAUGGACCCCUGGUGUUCGCGAAAGGAGGUCUACUCUCAGAGAAGCUAACAAUCCAUUAUGGUGCUCUCAAAAGACCUUUCACUAUAGAUACAGCAGGCACUGGAGAAAAGGCCCAAAUUGACAGCUCUACACAAAAGAGAUUUACUGCUUUGCUUGAUGUGCAUGAGUGCUGUUCAAAAGGAGAUCUAGCUAAUGUUGCUAAUCCCACAAAUGCGACAUCAGAAGAUGAUGGGCAGGAUGCCACGAGGAGGAGAUAUUUAGAACCAAACCAUCUUGCCUAAAGAAAUAGUCUUUCACCUUUCAAAGCUGCUUACAAGAACUUACAAAAAGCACAAGCUGAAGAAGAGCGGUGCAUUUUUAACCAUCGUCUGCGCCAAACGUCUUAACAUGUUUUCCCCGACAAGAGCCAUGCCUCCACCUCCACCACUCUUAACAGGAAGUGCACUGCCUGUGUCUGGCGCGCCAUCUACGGGUCCCUACAAAGAGCACGACCUGCUGCGACAAGAGUUAAAUUCUCGGUUCCUGGCCUCCCAGACGGUCGAUCGAGGAGGCGCACUGGCCCCUCCAGCCUACCUGCGCACUGAGUUCCACCAGCACCAGCACACACACCAACACACUCAUCAGCAUACCUUCACACCCUUCCCUCAUUCCAUCAUGCCCAACCCAGCAGCACCUCUGGUGUGUACCCCUGCCAGACAAGUGAGGAUACAUGUUAAUGCAUUUGACAAAUACCCAGCUAAAGUGGACACCUUUCAAAAACACAGUUUGGUCCUGUCCUAUCCAUCAGUAAUGACUGGAAUACCUCCUAUGGUUCCACCUGCUGGACCAUUCAGCUCUCUCCAGGGAGCUUUUCAACCAAAGGCUUCCAACCCAUUAGAUGAGGUGUUAAGACAAGGGUCAAUGCCACACCAACAUAUACAGAAGGAUUCCAGACUUCUGGAUCCUAUGUGUUCUAAACCAAAGAAACCUGGGAAGUGGUGUGCAAUGCAUGUCCACAUUGCAUGGCAGGUUUACCAUCAUCAGCAAAAAAUUAAGAAACAGAUGCAGAUUGAGCCACAUAAGCUAGACUUUGGGUUUAAGCUUGAGUUUCUGAAUCGAUCAUCUGGUUCGAGCUUCGUGGGUUUGAUACAGCAGCCACGUGACUUACCCCGCCCCUCCACCAUCUUGUCCAUUGCAGGCCCCACACAUCCUUCAGUUUCACCCUAUGGACCUUUACCACACCCCCCCAACAAUCUCCACAGUCUAGGCCCUCAUCAUGAGUCUCUUAAUAAGCCACUGUCCUUUGGAGGUCUAAGUACACUGAGUACAUCUGCUUUUGGAGGACUAGGAAACCCAGCACUAACACCGAAUGCAGCACAUGGCACUAAAGAUGGUAAAACAGUGCCAACCCCAAGUGGGCCACAGGAGCUCUGGAACAGACUGCACCAGACUCCCUCAUCCUUUCCUACACCCCCUCUGUGUCCAAGGACAUCUGAACCUGAGAGAGCUCCAUCUGUACCAGACAGAGCAACAAAUAAGAGAGAUUCCAUACUCAACAAAGAUGACCAGGAAAGGGACCCAAAAGAGUCAAAUGGGAGGCAUUUGUCCCCCUUCAGAAACAGUGCACUGGACAACAAACAAUCAACAGAGUCCUUUAAAGGCCCUUCACCAGAUGGGCCAAAGGAUGAGGACGGAGCUAGAGAGAAAAUGCAAGCUCAAGAGCUUCCACAACAGACCCUAGAAACUGAUGAACAGAGGCACAAAGAAAUCCAAAGUGACAAAAGAGAGAAGGGCGUGAAGAGUGAGCACCAGCCCACGGAAGACAAACCUGCAGGAAAGGAGAGUUUUUCGCCAAAACAACAAAGAGAAGAUCUUAAGGGGCCAAGCAGUGAUAUUCAGACCUGGGAGCCAGUUGAGAAGAAGUGCAGAGUUGAUUAUGAACCUCAAGGAAAGAGCAGCAAGGUGAGGAUCAAGGAGGAGAGGAGAGAUGACCAGGACAGGGAUGUUACAACCCCUCAGAAGAGUGUGGAAAAAACCUGGCAGGGUCCCAGAAUGCCUGGUAUGAACUCUUCACCUCUCUCAACUCUUUCUUUGCCAAUUGGAUUUCCCAGUGGACACCCCAGUCUUGACAGGACUCGGCUGGUCUCACCUUUCCUGGGAAUGGGUCCAUUGCCUGGAACCGAGAGGCUGCCUUACUCCCCGCAACAUUGGGAGCCUAUUCGGAACAUGUACAGGGGAUUAGAACUCCCUCGGAGAGACUCCUUGGGCAAGGACCUCUUAAUGAGAACUGACCCACUGCAACGUGCCAUGAUGGGCCACCCUGCUUACCCACGGGAGCCGUUCCUGCAGUCAAUGGCCCUGGAGCAGAGUCGUCAACUGGAGGAACGACAGCGUUUGGCCAUCCUGAGGGAGGAGAGUGAGAGGAGUCGCCUGCUGGUCAUGCAUCAUACUGCACUGGAUCAUCACCUGCCUCCGACAGGGCUUCUCACGUCGGCUUACCACAGCACAGGGCUCCCGCAUGCCCCACAUUAUGGUUCUUUCAGUAGGACUCUACCUGGAGCCUAUGUGCACGCCCAACCACACCCACAUUUCCCAGUGCUGGCUGCACGGCAAGGGUCUCCGAGAAGAAUGACCCCUCUUACAGACAGACCUGCGUCCCACCCACACAGAGACAAUGAGGCUUGGUGAGCUGGACUGUAUCUGGACUGACAGAUUUGGCCUAUAUCAAGCACUUGAUGUGAAACAAAGUGUAUUCAUGAAAUGUACAGUGGUGAAAGUCAUAAAAUUAUUCUUUUUUUGGGGGGGGGGUCAAAAAUAUUAAAAUAAAUUCUGAA